Dermochelys coriacea (leatherback sea turtle) is the source of this 6974-nucleotide messenger RNA. RefSeq lists its product as uncharacterized. Lineage: Eukaryota; Metazoa; Chordata; Testudines; Dermochelyidae. The transcript has 12 exons. Gene Ontology annotation, molecular function: calcium ion binding. Bases 145 to 5988 code for a protein of 1947 amino acids. The record is from RefSeq and is a predicted model, not a curated record.
GCUCUUCCUAUCUGAUGAACCAGGAAAUCUAUAGCAACAGAGUUUGUCAUGUUAACUGUGUCUGGGGAGACCUGGUUGCUUAUUCUUUGGGUGGGAGUUCUGGUUUGUUUUCUUUCUAAUCUAGGUUCUCAGUAAACCUUUGCCAUGAAACCUUUGCUUUUCUCAGUAUUUCUACUUCUCCUAUUCUUUUCUUCCUUGGGACAGGUAUUUAAUGAGCAGGUUCACUUGGACUUAGUGAAGUCCAGCCCCAAUGUGAAUAAAGCUGAAGGGAGGGAAAACAGGUCCCUGCAAGAGUCUCAACAGUUGAAACCAGACCUGGGGCUCCCUUGGAUGUUGGUGUAUGUCCCUGUGAGAAGUUGUCAUAGAGUCCUGAAGGAAAAGCUUGGGGAGUUUUCUCCUCCAACAUAUAACCCUUUUCAGCUAAAUAUUUGGUGCAACUGGACUAUAUGGGCAGGUUCCAGAAAACACAUAAUCAUUUAUAUCAAAGGAUUUAUGACCAAUGAGGACUGUGACACAAAUGAUGAUAAAAUCCUAUUUCAUGGAGUCUCUUCAUUAGUAGAAAACACUGUCAUCUAUGCUUGUUGGAACAAGAACAUUCAUGUCUUUGCCACCUAUGCCCGGGCUGUCCAUGUAGUAUUUCUGAUGAAGUAUUCUUCAAAUCCUAGAAACAAAUACUUUAAAGGAAAGUAUUAUAUAUUCAAACAUCGUGACAUUGACUCCUCUUCUGACAAUAUCUUAGUUUCUCAAGCCCCUAUUCCAACAUCAAAGAAAACUAGUCACAGCACUCCCAGAUCUAACAAAGUAUCAGUAAUAUACCAUGGAGAGAUUUCAGAUGAUACAAACAUUAGUACAGCUUUAAGUACUGAGAAUCUUAACAAAAACCUUAACAAGACAACUGUACUUAAUAACACAGGGUUAUUACAGGUAGGUGGUGAAGGUCAAAAUGUUGAAGUUCUUGAAAGUUCUCUUCAGCUUAUACCUCAGCAUGAUGCAAAGUCUCAACUUUUAAAAACAGAAGCUCAUAGCUUGCUGGAGUCUCUCACUUUGUCUACAUCAGUGGACAAAGAAAAGAAUCUUGGCAUAGGAAAGUCUUUUGGAAGCCUACCUCAAACUGCAGCACCUGAUAUCUGGGAGUUGAGACCCGCAGAGUGUGAAGAAGUCCUGGUAGACUUUAGCCAGGUGUACAGGCCAAAAAGUCUUUCAGGCUUUCUUUCUGAGACUUCUUACUUAAGUGUUUCUCAUCUAACUGAACCCUUGAAAUCUAUGGAGUUAGAAGGACCAGAAAGCAGAAUGUCCUUUUUACUCACUAGUUUGAGGCAAACUAAUAUGGGGGAUUUACAACUGAAUAUAAAUCCAACACCCCUGAGUUACCCUGUCCUGGCCUCAUAUUUGCAUUCCGUAGCCCAUGACAGAGUGGAAACUGUAGGAGACAAGAAUAUUGGCUCUACCCCUUCCCAAAGUCUCAGCAGGGUUACCUUGGUGAAUGAUGGUCUUUUGCAGCCAAACAUCGUGGCUUGUAUGGUGGCGAGCAGUCCCAGUGAUAGGCUUGUGAAAGGUUCACUGCAUAGCCUCCGAAUGACCAGUCAGGAUCAAGUUGUGCUUGAUCAGUCACAACCUGAGACAAGGGGAAUGGAUAAAGCUGGAAGUUACCAAAUAAGCUCCACUCAGAGGAUCAGUGGAGAGAAGUCUGUAACUGAACUGGAUCUGAGAACAAUCCUUAAAAAUAUUAACCCUCUUGACGUUUCUGUUCUGGAAAGUUCUAUGGAAGUCACUGACCAGCCGAAAAUCAUGUUGGUUACUGCAGCACCAUAUGGUUUGUUAGACAGUGAGUACCAUUUGAGGCUCCAAAGCAGUCAACAUGUGGAUUCAGCUUCUACAGAACUAGAAAGCAUCCUUCCAAGUACAGAAGGAUCCCUGCAUCAAGCUGCUAAAGUGAAUGUGUCAGAGGUUUUCCAUUUGGGCAUGAAGAGCAGCCAGCAGGUGGGCCUGGUGAUGGAACUGGAGCCUAUUCCAAGUACUGAAGUUUCUCUUCCUCCAGCUGCUUCAGAACUAGAGCUCCUCCCAAGUAUAGAAACCUCCCUUCCUGUUUUCCUCACAGAACUGGAGCCAGUCAUCCCUGUCCCACAUACAGAACCAUCCCUUUCUCCAGCUGCCUCAGAACUGAGCCCUAUCCUCUUCCCAAGCACAGAAGUGUCCCUUCCUGUUUUUCCCACAGAAAUGGGGCCUGUCACCUCAGCACUGGAGCCUGUCACCCCUUUCCCAAGUACAGACCCAUCCCUUUCUCCAGCUGCCUCAGAUCUAGGCCCUGUCCUCUUCCCAGAUACAGAAGUGAUCUUUUCUCUGGCUGCUAUAGAACUGGAGCCUAUCAUCCCAAGUAAAGAAGCAUCCCUUCCUCCAGCUGCUCAGAGAGCUAGUGCACUUGGAAACGAGCUCCAUUUGAGAACAAAAAGCAGCCACUACACUGACACGGACACAGAGCUAGAUCAUAUCAAUCUAAGUACAAGAGUGCUGCUUCCUCCAGCUGUGGAGAAGGACCUGUUGGAAGGCAAGCCUCAGUCAAAGCCACACAGUGACUGCUAUGGGGCUCCAGCUGCUACAGAACAUAGACAUGCCCUCCCAAGUACAACACAGUCUCUUAAAUUCUUUCUUCAAGAAAGGAAAAUCAGUGUCCAACAAUCAAUACUGAAAGGUGAGAGAGAGAGCAUCCAUGAGGCAGAAACUGCACAACCUGGAAAGUCUGGUGAAAGGACUUUAAUCACAGACUUCAUCGCAGGCACCUUCUUCUCAGACACAACUCAGCUGCAAGCCUUAAAACCAGAACCUGAGCUUGAGCUUCUUGGAUCUGAGGGCCAUACAAUUAAACUUUCUCCAGUAACUGAGUACCUUGCUAAAACACCCUUAGUGGGAACAAGGACGAAUAGAGUAAAGCAAAAUGAGCUAAUUUUUAAAAAUGGUCUUAUGGCCUCUAGCACUAGGGCUACUCCACCUCUGGAGCACAUAGCCAUGAAUAAUAAAGUUAAAAUGACAACUGAGCCUGUAAAGGAGAUGAGUAACACCCCACUGAAACACACAUUCCCAGAUACCACAAAACAUCACAAAGUGCAGCAAACCACUGAGUGGAGCAGUGCCUCUCAGAGCUCUGCUACUGCAUCUAGUAACGCUCUGACUCCAGCUGAGGAACUGGCACCAAAAGAGAGCAUAGAUUCACAUUCUUUCCAAUCCUCUUCUACUCAUGCACCUGAGAAUGCAUCAACUUCAGAAGCAAGAGUCCUCCUGAACUAUAUUGUGCCAGAACUACCUUGGUUGUUGCUGUAUCUUCCUAUAAGAAGUUGCCACGUCACCUUGAAAGACAAAAUUGGGACAUUUUCCCCACCAGCACAUAGUGGUAUUCAAACCAACAUCUGGUGCAACUGGACCAUUUGGGCAGGCCCCCAAAAACACAUCCUGAUUUACGUGAAGGGAUUUCAGGGCAAGGACAAUUGUGAUGAAAACCCAGAUAAAAUAAUUUUUCAAGGGGUCUCAUCAAGUGUGGAAAGAAAAGUAGUUUAUGCUUGUAAGAACCAAGGUACUCUGAUCUUUGCUACUCAGGCUCUGGCUGUCCAUGUUGUGUUUCUUUCCAAGGGCAAUUCCUUAAACCAUGAACGCAAAUAUUUCAAAGGACAGUAUUAUGUAUUCAAAGACUAUGAAACUUCAAGAUCUACAAAUGAUACUCAAGAGCCAGUUCAGAAAACAACUAGGAAAACUAAGUAUGGCAGUAUCAGAUUCUACCCUAAAUCACCCAUAAAACACUACAGAGGUCUUCUGGAUUUUGUAAAGACCAGUACAGCUCGUAAUGAAAAUCAACUGCUUAACAAGCUGCCUACAGUAGACAAAGAAGGUUGGGACAAAAAUGGAAGCUCAACAAGACUAGAAGCUUUCUUAAGGUUUGUUCUUGAGAACAACACACACAUCCCUCUCUUAAAAGACAUGGACAUGACCUUCAGCACUCGUGACCUGAAGUGGCAGCAGUUUAUGAAAUCUUUGGGUAAUGAAAACAGUAGUAGAAAGUCAGAAGGUUUUUCUUCCCUAAUGGUAACACCAGCAUUAAAUAUAUUGAGGCUAAACAUUCAAAAUAAAAAAGAGCAAACUAUUGCUUUUGGUAAACUUAUGCACAGGCCAACAAUCCACUCAAACCUGCUCUCUGAGACUCUGCAUUUAAAGGAGCCCAUGAAAUCUGUGGCGAUGCAAAGUGUCAAAACAACAAAGUCAGUAGGACCCCAGCACAGCUCAAUACUAGCUGAACUCCAGAGUGUGGCUGAAGACCUACAGCCAGAUAGAAAUUCUACUCCUCAUCGUGGUUUGAAUGCUCUGCUCUUCCCAUGUGCCCCACAGAGAUUGCAAACAACCUCUUCUCAAAGCUUUAGAGCUGCAUUGAUCAAAGAAGGAGAGGUGCUCCAGUCAAACAGUGUGAACAAUGAGAGAGUGGCCAGUCAUCCUGCUGCUUUUGUGGAAGACUUCCAAUCUAAUGCCAGGCUGAGCAGGGAUGGUCAAGAAAUAAUUAGUCAGCUAAAGCAUGUGAUGAACUCUGAGAGAAGCAUUAAAGACCAUCAUAUUGAACAUCAAACACACAGAAAGGGAAAUGGCACAGGUGAUCUGUACACAAAGCCAGCUUCUGCCCUCAAAAAUGUUAAAUUAAAUGUUGAGCCUCUUACUUUGGGAAUGCCUAAGAAAGCUCUUGAAACAGAGUCCAUCAUGGUUACUGUAGCCCCACACAAUACACUGGAUGUCUCUAGCAGUUACCACGCAGAGACCACUGCUACUGAAUUCAAACCUGUUCUCCCGAGCAGCACCAGAAGCAGCCCAUUGGGAAAGACAGCUGCUGCCUCUGCACACCUUGGUACUCCAGUAACCCAAGACCAAGAACCUCCACUGAUCCUGGGCACACAAUUGCAUCCUUCCUAUCCCUCUUCUGGUGGGGUAUCAAAGGACACUGCAUCCUUGAAAACAGAACAUGAAAAAGAUUCCUUUGACCAUCUUAGGACUCUUCAUUACAGAAGCACCUCAGACUGUAACCUGAUCACUAGGCCUAUUCUUUAUAAAGCAUCACUAGCACAAAUGGCCCAUCUGUUUAAAGAUCUGGCUUCCAUCUUCACAUCUCUUGAAAAUGAUACCAUGUUGGAAUCCCAGCACAAUCCUGGAGAUGUCUUGUUUGAAGUAACUAGUGAAAUUGAACACAAGGGAUGGAUCCCUCAUAGUGGAGAUGAGCUGAAAAAGGCUCUCAUGGAAUCCAUUAAGCUUCACAUACAAAAGAACCUGAAACUCUUGAUAAACAAAGUCAAUGAAAUCAAGUUAAAGGAAAUCAAAAGGACAAAUGACCUAAAACCAACAUUCACUUUCUGGUUACACUUAAAAUCAGAGGAAAGGAAUAUGUCUGUUUUACUCCAUUCUCAACUGAAUGAUCUCAUUGGCAAACCAGUGGAAGCUGAGAAGUUGCAGAUGGCUUUAUUGUCAGUUAGAGAUGUGAAUGAAUGCAACUCUGGAAUUGGAAUGUGUGGUGAUGAGGCUGACUGCCUCAAUGAAGAUGGCACUUACUUAUGUCGCUGUAAAAAAGGGUAUGAAGAUCGAUCUCGGAUGAAAUCUGGCACGCUGUGCGUCCGCAUUCCACAAUCAGGUAUUGGUGGCUUCUUCAGCUACAUGGAAAUUCUGGUAGGUACUACAGUAUUCUUCAUCUUCAUCCUCGUGGUGGUGGCAAGCAGUCUGUGCACAAUACUCAGGAAAAGACCCACGAAGAAGGACUCUUGUAUUGAGGAGCCUGUUGCAAGUGGAACACCUUCAGUACAGUCUCAACUGCCUGCAUCUUCUAUUGAUCUGAGUACCCUGGGUGAUCACCUGAUCCUAGACCCCUUCCGGCCAAAGCUCCGAGCCAAGCCCCCAGAAUGGACAUCACAAGUGCGAAGCAACCCAACUGAGACUUACAGAAUCUCCAUUGAGCAGUCUGAACGUCUGUAAAGCAAACCUAUGCUGAAAAUUUGAGUUUUUUCUACUGAUCACCUCUUAUUUACCAUUCAUGAGCUGAAAUAGCCUAUUCCCUUCAACAGAACUUGAACAAUCCUGUAUCUCCUACACUUAUUUCUGUUGGCUGAAGUGAACAGUGCUAUGGCUUAAAGAAAAUUUAUUUUAGUUCUUGGUGGGAUACUUGACCCUUGUAUUGUCUGUUGGUUUCAUAUCUGAUUCAUUGUUGUAACUUGAAGGAGUUGUUUCUGCGAACAGCUCGCCUGUAAAUAAAGCUGGUAUCUCACUAUGCAUGGAAAAAGUACACCUUGUGUGCUAUUGGUAUUGGAUGCAAGGAGUGGGAAAGGAUGGAAGACUUCAGUUAGAGGGGAAACCUGAAAAGGAUUAUAGUUUAAGCAAGCUAACUGCCUCUUGUUAGGCAAAGAAGUCAACUGAGAACCAGAAGUAAAUUAAAGCAGUACCUGGGCGUCUCUUAACUGUAUUGCCCUUGGUCUUUCUGCUACACGCUUUCUUCCUUUUUUUUUUUUUUUGUUUGUUUGUUUGUUACCUAGGCACUCUGCAGUCUACCUUGCUUUCUUUGCCAUACAACCUAAUCCUCCUAUGUAUGCAUGCAUGCUCUAAUGUAAAACAGAUUUAAUUACAUAAAUGUGGUGUCUUUAUAACAAAUAUCCCAUCUAGUCUUACCUUUAAAUUCUAGCUGUACAGAAUUCCAGCUUUAUUGUUUUAAAUUAGAACUUCAUAGAAAUGACUUGUCUGAAAAUAAGGGUAUGUUGUGCAUGAAAUUUUUAUGAGGGGUUUUGGAGGGGGGGAUGAGAUCCUACUUAGUCGGGGGUUCUUUGUUAUGUCUUAUCCUUGUCAUUACACUAGAAUAAAAUAGACUUUAAAAAAUGACUGCAACUUAAUUGUGAGGCCUGAAGGUAAUGAGGAAAUAGUCCUGUAAGGCUAUUCUUUGGAGCUGCUCAAGCUUUGUAAGCUUGCUUUUA